AUGUCGGUGCGGAUCAAGGCGGUAGUAGACCGGUUCGUGAAGGAGCUGCAGGAGGCGCUGGACGCGGACAUCCAGGACCGCAUCAUGAAGGAGCGCGAGAUGCAGAGCUACAUCGAGGAGCGCGAGCGCGAGGUCGCCGAGCGGGAGGCCGCCUGGAAGGCCGAGCUCUCCCGCCGCGAGGCUGAGAUUGCACGGCAAGAAGCUAGGCUGAAGAUGGAAAAGGAGAAUUUAGAGAAGGAAAAGAGCGUCCUCAUGGGAACAGCAUCCAGCCAAGACAACCAAGAUGGAGCCCUUGAGAUCACUGUCAGUGGUGAGAAGUACAGGAAAUCCUGGAAUGCCCUUAACAGAAUAGUGGAUACUUAUGCUAAGACUGUCUUGUUUAUAAAAAACUGGGCAACCAGAACAGCUGCAAUGGGAGUUGAUGAUGACUGA
Molecule: messenger RNA, 432 nt
Organism: Miscanthus lutarioriparius
Lineage: Eukaryota; Viridiplantae; Streptophyta; Magnoliopsida; Poales; Poaceae
Source: the annotation of a GenBank genome assembly